Silurus meridionalis is the source of this 3720-nucleotide messenger RNA. RefSeq names its product transmembrane protein 211. The record is from RefSeq and is a predicted model, not a curated record. NCBI's taxonomy places the organism in Eukaryota, Metazoa, Chordata, Actinopteri, Siluriformes, Siluridae. Bases 482 to 1138 code for a protein of 218 amino acids. The transcript is spliced from 3 exons. Gene Ontology annotation, cellular component: membrane.
CAACACUCACAUCUGCCAAAAGUAUUCUAAUCAAUUAGAAAUGAUCUCGAAUGUGGGACGUUAUUUGGUGCGGAUGGGAUUUGGAGAGCAUGGCCAUUGAAAACAUCUCGAGGCGACGCCCACCGGCAGCCGACGCGCGUAAAGAGGCGCACACACGCACUGGCACAUGCACACGCACUGGAGAGGAGAUGAGAGAAGCUCCACUAUUAUGAUAGGUCAUCAGAUCUCUGGACAAGACUGAUCUUUCUUCUUUUUCUUCAUUUUGGUUAAAACCAUGUUUAUCAUGGGCACCUUUUGUGAUUGACAGCCAGUGCGCCAUGCUGGAAUACGGCGUCCUGUAGAAGUAGCUAAUGCUGGAUAUACUGGUCUGACGUUUGGAUUCAACUUCAGGCUCGUUCGCAAUUGAAGGUGUUGUAAUAGUGUUUUUUCCGCAAUCGAGGGGUCUUCAUGCUGGCUUCCAUGUAUAGAGCGCGCACUCCAGAUGCAUGUACUGCUUGACCGGGAUAGGAAAGAAGCCGCGGCUGGCACCGGCACCAUGUUCAGCUGUGUGGGCUGCUUCUGGCUGCUGCUGUCCGCCGCGCUCGUCGCGCUCUGCAGCUUCAGCUUCAUCUCUCCAGCGUGGAUCGUGAAGGAGCAGCAUCACGGCAGGAGCGGUCACUCAGUCAGUUUCGGCCUCCUCUGGCACUGUUCCGAGUCUCUGGACCAUAUGUACACCUGCUACGCGUUCGGCGGCAUUGGAAGGUUCGCCGAGAUUCCCUCCAGCUCCUGGCAGACCAGUGCUGUGCUGUGCUCCGGAGGUUGCGCGCUGUUGGCUGUCAGCUCGCUGCUGGCCAUCAUCACCAUCUUCCUGCCCGGUGGAAACUGUGAGAGGAAGAUCUGCACACUGGCUGGAUACAUGCAGAUGGCUGCAGUGUUCAUCAUGGCAUCCGGGUUGCUGGUUUAUCCCUUUGGCCUGAACUCCAGCUUGGUCAAGUCUUUCUGCGGAAACUCGGAUAUCUACUACGCUGGAGAGUGCCAGAUAGGCUGGGGCUACAUGUUGGCCAUCGUGGCGGUCAUGCUCACCCUCUUUUUACCCUUCUUUGCCAAGUACGCCCCAAAAGAGCAUCUCCUGCCCACCCCACUGCCCACACUUUUAUAAACCCCCUGCCAUCUUUGAGCUGUUAAGACCUGCAUUACUUUUACUUGGUCAACAAUUAUAAUGUUGCACCUUUGGAAUAAGUGUGCCUGGAAGAGCCAUUGUGUUCAUCGUGUAACGUGCUGCAUCGUCUUCCUUCAUCUGAUAAGCUACUUCCUUUCAUCGGCAUCCCUUGUGGUGGAACCCCCCUCUCCCCCAUUUCCUCACUUACGCUUUUACUCACAUGAAAAUAAAUGCAACUGAAUGCAUCGACGCUAAAAUCUUUGUAAAGGUAAACACUAAAACAGCUGGCAAACCUAUGAGAAGGGUCAGUCGAACAUUGUAAUUUUGUCUAAACACACAUUCUGGAUGCAACGGAUGGGAGAGGAUGCGGAGAACUUUCCUCCCAAACAUCAGGGAUUAUUCCGAACAUCAUGAGGACAGCGAGGAACUCCUUCAUGCAACAUCAAGUAAUAUUCAGCUAGCCAAGACUCAUCAUGGAAAGGGAAACAGGAAAAUUCGUUUUGUGGAUCUUGUGGCUAUGAAUGUUUUCCUCUUCACUUUGGAUCAGGCUUUUGAGGAAAUAAAAUGGAUUUAUGAUACUGGUGAAAAUCUGAAAGGGUUUGGAAAAUCUGCCAUAUAUUUAUCCAGUAACAACCAACACUGUGGCUAAAAGACUAGGAGAACAUGAAAUAAACUUUUCUUCAAAACAAAAUUACACAAAUCUGUGUUUUUAUACAUAUUUUGCUUUAAAGACUGGGGUGUAAAUUGGUCAGUGGACGUCCAAUCAGCAGUGAGAAUAUAGUCAAUCGGGCUUAAUGAAAAACUCAUUAAAAAACAAAAAGCCAACAAAAGCACUGACCUUUUCACCAAUAAACUUGUUAUUUUGAAUGAACUGUACACUAAAACUCUGAAAACUGUCUCUGUUGCCCUCACUUCCUGUUAGUUCCAAUAAAAGGUUUUAAAGGCCAAGUUAUCCUGCCUGUGUUCUACUUGGAUCUUUUACUUACUAAAACUUCAGGAUGUAAUUGUAAAAGACAUACCGGGGGAAAAAACGAAAUGCAACACUUUCUUAUUGGCUAGACAAUUUUUUAAACCCCAGUGAACACUUCAUGGGUUUUUUUUUUUUUUUUGGUUUGUUUGUUUAGUAGAAUAAAAAAAAGUCUUAAGGAUGUUUCUACUGCAUAAAGACUUGAAAAUCCUGAAAAUGAAGUGCAAGGACAAGAGGAUGAUUAGAGUUUGUUGAUGGUCUUUGAGCACUCUGGCAGGAAGGUUGAUGCAUUUGAACUCGCUCUCCUGACCCUUUCACUUUAGCAAGCACCUAUGGAUUAUCGUGGGUCACAUCAGACGCUGGCUCUCAGACUCGGAGGUCUAAACCAGUUAAACACUACAGCGUGAUGUGUCGGUGAUCAAACAGUCCAUGUUCCUUUUAUUAUCCUGUCUUUAUUUUUGAUGUUGAAUCGCUGAGGGUCGAGAUCUCGUUCCAAUAAAUGUUGCAUUUGUUAUUUUAUUCCCUCGUCUAGAUUAAAACACUGACAACAAAACUAAAAGAAUUUCUGCCCUAACCAAUGUGUGCCUUUUUUUUUUUAAAACCACGACUUUGAUGACCUUCAACACCUUUGAUCAGGUUACUUCUGCUGAAACUGUAGUUUUGUAAAUGCUUUCUGUUUUUUUUUUUUUUUUUGCUCCCCCCUCCUGUGGUGUCUUGAUUUGCUGCAAAUGCAACAGGGAUCGUUUCAGUUGUAACUCCUGCAGACGCGCUAACUUGAUCAAAUUCACAAGAAGCUGUACAAUAAGAUUUCCAAGGGGAUAAAAACAAAAGCAGGACACAAUGAGAAGCAUAGAAACAGGAGAAGCAUUUGGAAUGAAUGUCUAAUUAAAACAAAAGAGCACUGCUGUCAUUUUAUAUCAAAAGUUAUCUGCUACUCUCAACGAAUUAUUGACAAAAAGAAGACUAUGAUAAGCAAUACAGCACAAAAUCAAGAUGCUCAACCUGAACCUGGCCCUCAUUUGCAUUCGGCACCUUUUUGUGUGAUGUGUUUUCAGAAUUGCUAAACUAUAUUCCAUCUUCAACUAAGACUUUCUACUAUAAAUUUAUGAAUGUGUGAUUACGCAUGCCGUGGCAUCUGGCUCCAAACUAAUUCAGUAAUUCUAUUCCAACCUGUGAGCAAGUGUAUACAUUAAUGUUUUUGGUUUUUUUAAUAACAGAACACACUGACUGGUACUACCGGUGUACACUGCGUAAUAAGUGCCAAUAAAGUUAAAGAGACGUAUGCAUACGUUCCCAAAACGCACUUAGAUGACGGUGUUAUUGUAAAAACCUUUGGUACGGUGAUUCCUUUUGUCUGUUAUAAUGUGUAUACGGUCUGAGCUCUGAUUCUGUAAACCAGUUGUAUUUUAGUUUUCCAUUGUGUGGUUUUGGCUGUAAAUAAUUAUGUAAGAUGGCUGUUCAUGCUAAAAAAAAAAAAUGGUUGAUCCCCUUUUGGAAGAUCUAUUUUGAGAUAUUACCUCAUUAUUAUGUUUGUUUAUCCCCUGACCCUUAACAAAACUUGCUGUUGUGUGUUUUUCUCUUUGUAAUAAAAUGUUUAAUUAACAAAGAAAAAAAA